Molecule: messenger RNA, 3293 nt
Organism: Protopterus annectens (West African lungfish)
Lineage: Eukaryota; Metazoa; Chordata; Ceratodontiformes; Protopteridae
Gene: GLRA2
Product: glycine receptor alpha 2
Exons: 9
Coding region: 499-1845 (448 amino acids)
Biological process (GO): regulation of membrane potential; chloride transmembrane transport; chemical synaptic transmission
Cellular component (GO): neuron projection; plasma membrane; synapse
Molecular function (GO): chloride channel activity; glycine binding; transmembrane signaling receptor activity
Source: RefSeq, a predicted model, not a curated record
GAACAUGUGUGGAGCUGUCCGAGUGUUGAAAUGAAUAGACAGGGUAAAAACACGUCUCUCUCAUUCCAGCACUACCGUGCAAAAAAACAUACUCUUCCCAUCUCCACAUUGUAGUAUAUGUUAGGUAAAGAAGCAAUAUACUUGAAGAGCUGGUAAAAGAAGUUAUUAACCCGAAUACUCAAUGUUGCCAAUGGUGUUACAUCUUCUGUGUAUUUACUGAUUUCUUGCCUCCUUCAAAGGGCUGCUUGGAAAUUUACGGCACAUUUAUUUUCCCCUUUUUGUAACCCUCUACAGUUUAUCUGCCUUCUUUCUAGAAAUGGUUCCGAGAACUGGCACUUUGGGGAUCUCUUUCCCACUGUGCCAGAAUCCAGACCUUAUUUUUAUCAGUUUUCAAAGAAAUUGUGUUUAACUGUGGAUCUAGCUGGUGAACAAAGAGAGCAAUUUGAGUUAUAUGGAAUAAUAGUUAAAAUACAGCGACAACUGCUUUCAAAAGGAGGAAUGAACCGUCAGCUUGUCAACAUUCUGACAACGUUGCUUGCAUUUUUCUCGGACACGAGCAACUUUAGGGUGGCCUUGUGUAAGGAGCAUGACUCUAGAUCUUCAGCAAAAGCAUUCUCACAGACCAUGUCUCCCUCUGAUUUUUUGGACAAGCUGAUGGGAAGAACAUCAGGAUAUGAUGCACGUAUCAGACCAAACUUUAAAGGUCCUCCUGUAAAUGUUACUUGCAACAUAUUCAUCAACAGCUUUGGUUCAAUAGCAGAAACUACAAUGGACUACAGAGUUAAUAUUUUUCUGAGGCAGAAAUGGAAUGAUCCAAGACUGUCUUACAGUGAAUAUCCUGAUAAUUCCCUGGAUUUGGACCCUUCUAUGUUGGAUUCCAUCUGGAAACCAGAUUUAUUCUUUGCCAAUGAGAAAGGAGCAAAUUUCCAUGACGUCACAACAGAUAAUAAACUGCUAAGGAUUUUUAAAGAUGGAACUGUGCUAUAUAGUAUCAGAUUGACAUUAAUAUUAUCCUGCCCUAUGGACCUGAAAAAUUUCCCUAUGGAUGUACAGAUCUGUAGUAUGCAGUUGGAAAGCUUUGGGUACACUAUGCAAGACCUUGUCUUUGAAUGGUUGAGUGACAGCCCUGUACAAGUUGCUGAGGGAUUAACACUUCCACAGUUCAUCUUAAAAAAUGAAAAAGAGCUUGGAUACUGCACAAAACAUUAUAACACUGGAAAGUUUACAUGCAUUUAUGUGAAGUUUCAUCUGGAACGACAGAUGGGGUACUAUUUGAUCCAGAUGUACAUUCCAAGUCUGUUGAUUGUCAUUUUGUCCUGGGUUUCCUUCUGGAUUAAUAUGGAUGCUGCUCCAGCAAGAGUCGCUUUAGGCAUAACAACAGUAUUAACAAUGACGACACAGAGCUCCGGAUCCAGGGCUUCAUUGCCAAAGGUGUCAUAUGUUAAAGCUAUUGAUAUCUGGAUGGCUGUGUGCCUUUUGUUUGUGUUUGCUGCCUUGCUGGAAUAUGCAGCAGUAAACUUUGUUUCAAGACAGCACAAAGAGUUUUUAAGACUUAGAAGAAGGCAAAAAAGGCAAAACAAGGAUGAAGAUGUUCGAGAAAGUCGUUUCAACUUUAGUGGUUAUGGGAUGGGCCACUGUCUUCAAGUGAAAGAUGGUGCAACAGUAAAAGUUACCCCGCCAAACCCCACACCACCACCACCAAAGGAUGCAGAUGCUGUUAAGAGGAAAUUUGUUGACAGAGCAAAAAGAAUUGACACAAUAUCUCGGGCUGCUUUCCCUUUAGCUUUCCUAAUUUUUAACAUCUUUUACUGGAUUACAUAUAAAAUCAUACGUCAUGAGGACUAAGCAGCUGCGUGGACUGUUUUCUUCAACAUAACUGCCAAAGUGUGCUUGUGAAUUCAGUGUUAUUAAUUGUCUUACUGUCAGAUGACUGUUUAUUACAAGACUGAAAGAUGAAGUAUUUUAAUCUGAAAAACAGACUGCACAAAGUAAACUGUGGGACUCUGCAAUAAGAUGGCACUAUAUUUUUAUUUUGGAGAAAAUUAAAAUGUUCUUCCGGAACCUUUAUUAAAUAUUAUAGUUCAUUAACAACAGACUAGUAGUUAUUGGGGAAAAAAUAAAUAACCACUACCAGUAAGUAUAGUUGUGUUAUUUGUGUAUAAGUGGCUGCCAAGUGUAUUAUUAUUAUUAUUAUUAUUAUUAUUAUUACCUGAGGAAGCCACUUAUUCACAAUAAUUCCACUCUAAGUUAAGAGGACCAAAUUCUUUUUUCUGAAUAUGCUGCCUUUAUAUUAUAAAAUACAGGUCUACUGAGAUACAUUCCAUUGCAGUGUCACUAGUUAGUGGUUCACUACAAAAUCCUUUUGAUGGGAUUGAAACUAUUUCUAUUAUAAUAAAAAAGGCUUUAUACUUUGAUAUACUGGUGGGUGUACAUUUUAAUAUGACCUGCUUUAUGAAGACUGUAAUUUUGGACCUAAACUUGUGUAAUUUGAUGUCAGUAGUUUAAUAGCAUAGAUUGAUAUGAAGCUGUGAGUCUAUUCAUUUUUGUAGAAGGGAAUUGCACUGGCUUUAUUGAUUCACUUGCUCUAAUCUAUAGUGCAUAAUAAGUUGCCCUUUUGUCAAGUACCUGCUAUGCAACCAUUACCACUACACUUAAGAAAAUAUUGGCUGUUUCUUGCGUAGCUCACUCAUAUAUUAGCUUGCUAUUUCUGCUAUAAAUGUGACUGCAGUAAAUAGUUACUGUGGUUCGGUACAAUGUGAAAUAACAUACAAACCUUUCAUUUUUUUUCAGACAAAAAUUUCCAUUUUUAAUAUCAUUACUCAACCAGCCUAAGAUUUUUUUUCCCUAAAAGUAAACUGUGAUAGUUUUCCUCCUGAUGUUUGAAAUGAGUGACUGGAUCUUUACAAUAUGUCUUUACAAAAUGUCAAAUUUAUAUUUGCUUUCACAGAAAAAAGUAAAAAAAUAAAGAUGAACAAAUCAUGUAAAGUAAUGUAUUAUAACUUCUGUGAUAUGAGCUCAAUGCACUUGCAUCUAAAAUAUUAAUUUAAACAUAACAUAUCUUUACAUUUUCAAUAAAGCUAUGCGUCUUGUUACGCAGAUAACAUUAUUCCUUAUUCAUAAAUAAUUGGAAGCAACUUUUAUACAAUGGAUCACAUGAGUUCAGAAACUGUAAACUUGUUUACAUUUCAUGAUUUGUACGUGUAGACUUUUUGUGUAUGAUACAAUUUAAAAAAAAAUGCUAAUGUUUGUUUUUAAAAUUGCUGUAUAUCAUUAAAACAUAUUACUUACUUGGA